AUGGGCCGCCGAAAGAACAAUCAGACCUCAAUGAGCUUCAACAACAUUCAGCACCAGGCCACCAAAAUCCGCUUUAACGACGACGACGACGACGAAGACAGCUCCAAUCUCGAUGACUCUAUUGUAGCCACUGAAAAAGCCAUUGCUGUUGAUGACGUAACUAUGUCCGAACCCGACGUCUCCUUUGUUGACGGCGGCGAUGAUGAUAAAACCAGCGCCGAUUAUUACUUCGAUUCUUACUCUCACUUUGGUAUUCAUGAAAUCUGGAAUUCUGAAAGAAAUCGUGGAGUUGAUUGUGUAUCAAUGCUGAUACUUCCGUCUGUUGAUGUUUUUCUACUCAUCCUUACAAUGCAGGAAAUGCUGAAGGAUGUAGUGAGAACUAAAACAUACCAAAAUGUUAUUUAUCAGAAUAAAUUUUUGUUUAAGGAUAAAGUAGUUCUUGAUGUUGGUGCUGGGACUGGAAUUUUGUCCUUAUUUUGUGCUAAAGCUGGGGCUGCCCACGUUUACGCGGUUGAGUGCUCUCACAUGGCUAACAUGGCAAAAGAGAUUGUUGAAUCAAAUGGAUUUUCCAAUGUUAUAACAGUUUUGAAGGGAAAGAUUGAAGAUAUUGAGCUACCAGUUGCUAAAGUGGACAUAAUUAUUUCAGAGUGGAUGGGAUAUUUUCUGUUGUUUGAGAACAUGUUAAACACGGUCCUGUACACACGUGAUAAAUGGCUUGUCAAUGAUGGAAUUGUGCUGCCAGACAAAGCUUCUCUCUAUUUGACAGCCAUUGAGGAUGCUGAGUACAAAGAAGAUAAGAUUGAGUUUUGGAAUAAUGUCUACGGCUUUGAUAUGACAUGCAUCAAGAAGCAGGCCAUGGGGGAACCUCUUGUCGACACUGUUGAUCAGAAUCAAAUUGUUACAAAUUGCCAGCUGCUCAAGACAAUGGACAUCUCUAAAAUGGCUUCUGGAGAUACUUCCUUCACAGCUCCUUUUAAGCUCAUAGCAGAACGUGAUGAUUACAUCCAUGCAUUAGUAGCCUACUUUGAUGUAUCAUUUACAAAAUGUCACAAGUUGAUGGGAUUCUCUACAGGGCCAAGAUCACGAGCUACACAUUGGAAGCAAACAGUCUUAUACCUCGAAGAUGUGCUGACCAUUUGCCAAGGGGAGGCACUAAGUGGGAGCAUGACUGUGGCUCCAAACAAGAAGAAUCCUCGUGACAUUGAUAUAAUGAUCAAAUAUUCAUUGAAUGGUCGACGUUGUGUGGCCUCAAGAACACAACACUAUAGAAUGCGAUGA
Messenger RNA from Dovyalis caffra, 1278 nucleotides. NCBI's taxonomy places the organism in Eukaryota, Viridiplantae, Streptophyta, Magnoliopsida, Malpighiales, Salicaceae. The record is from the annotation of a GenBank genome assembly.